AUGGAUUCCGACAGCUUGAGUUCGGCUCCUCAUUCGCCUUCGCCUGAUCAUCCUCAUUCACCUCCUGAACACAGCACUCCUAGUGGUGGUGGAGUGAACACUAGCACAUCCACCCCUGCAUCGGCAGCGUCCAAACUCACAGCGUCCGGUGUUCCUCGCAAGAAGCCCGGGCCAAAGCCUAAAACAAAAGAUGUAAUUGUACCUGAACCAGAGAAGAAACCCAGAAAGGCUCGCAAACCUGCUGAACCAAAAGACCCUGGUGUUGUAGCUGCGCCGCGUAAGAGAAGGACAAAGGCAUCUCUGGAAGCACAGGCUUCACCCGCACCACAGGUUGUAGACGAGAAACCGCCCGUGCAGCAAUCGCCUGCACCGCAAACAAAACAAGUUGAGCCGGUUCCGGCAGUGCAACCUGAACAAAUACCUGUUGUUGUGCAGCCUCCACGCAUGGUGAGCAACGAACCUACACUUCACAGCAACCCCAAUCUGUCUCACAUCAAUGUCGCGCCCUCGACGCCGCGACCGUUGAGCUCUGGACAACGCUAUGACCCUAUUCGAGGUGACAUGUUCGAGCAAAAGCCUCCAGCUCCAGCCAGUGCACCACAACCACUACCACCGCCGCCCAUAUCACCACCACUGAAUCGCGCAAGUGCAUCUCCGUCCAUCACGAGUCUAAUUGACCCGCCUUCCGCUAGCAACUCUUUUUACUCGCAGGCUCCAAAGCUUCAGCAACAGAUCUCUGUCACGUCCGCGCCUGCCUCGCCUGCCGCCUUCCCACCACGGCCUGGACCGGUCCUUCCUUCCCAGGAUAUUUACUCUCAGCAAAAGCAGCAACCGCAGCCAUCACCACAACCCUACCCCGCUACACCAGCAGGAUACACUCCGAUGGAAAUUGACUCCCACCCCAACAAGCCUGCAUCAAUCCCAAUGACCAAGGUCAAUUCCGCGAACUCGGGUACACCCUCAAAUUCGAACGCCCCGACGCCCCCUACCAAAGCUGCGCGUCAAAAAGAAACCCCGCUACCUCUACCGUCGGGCAGUGGUCUUCUGUCAGGAACAGCAUUCGGGUCCGUCGCAAACCUCAAUGGCACGUCUGAAACGCCAGGCACCAACAUAUAUCUCACCUUUGAUCUGAAAGGCAAGGAAAACGUCACCAUCAACUUUGCCCGGGAGGUCGAGAAGGAGUAUGGUUUUGCGGCUCUCCAUCCCCGCAUCGCCGCUCGCCGUGAACGCCAGCGCCAAAUCGAUGCUGCUAGCACCGCUCUUGAGCGGGCUGCAGGCGGUGGGUCUAACGACGACAUGUCUGUCGACCUUUCGGACAAUGAGAGCAAUGUCGAGAUGGGAGGCAUGGACGAUGAGACCUCCGCCCGGGAGAACGGCGGCAAGAAGCGACGCAAGAGGAAGCAGGAGGAGUACGACAAGGAAGACGACUUCAUCGACGACACGGAACUAGCCUGGGAGCAACAAGCGCUCAUGGCCAAGGACGGGUUUUUUGUCUACAGCGGCCCUCUCGUCACCGAGGAUAAGCCUGCUGUUGAGAGGGCUGACGGAACCGUUCGUCGUGGUCGAGGACGAGGACGUGGCGGCACAACACGAGGAGAUGCUGCAGGCAGAGGCCGUGGGCGAGGUGGUGGUCCUGGCUCUCGUGGUGGUUCCACUGUUCGCAAACCUCGUGUGACCAAAGCUGAUCGUGCGAUGAUGGAGCAGGAAAAGCAGGCUCGCGAAAGCCAGGCAGCAAUGAUCUCAACCAAACCGCCCGUGGCCCUCCACACUGGCCAGAAUGGUGCAGCGUAG
Dothidotthia symphoricarpi CBS 119687 is the source of this 1791-nucleotide messenger RNA. Its product is annotated as histone promoter control 2. The record is from RefSeq and is a predicted model, not a curated record. NCBI's taxonomy places the organism in Eukaryota, Fungi, Ascomycota, Dothideomycetes, Pleosporales, Dothidotthiaceae. The transcript is spliced from 2 exons. Bases 1 to 1791 code for a protein of 596 amino acids.